UGAAAUUUUGGGGCAUUUGUGUUUUUUGCUUUGGGAGCGCCCGCGCUUGCUGCCGAGCUUGACGGGAUCGUGCGAGGCAGUGGAAAUUCUGAGAGGAGAAGGUAUGAUCUGGAGCUGAGCUGCUGAGGCCGCUUAAUGUUGUCACUUGAGGAAUGAAUGAAAAGAAUUCUGCGAGUGUCGAAAAGAAUCAAACGGGGAGCCUCCCUACUACCAACAUCCAGGACAUUCUACGACAAUCACAGGGAUCCAGAGGAGAAAAAGACAGUGUGUGCGAUUCUCGAUCCUUCACAGCAGCACUGCAGCAGCCACGGGAAGAACUGGAGAGCAGGGACUGGAAAACACUUAGCGUUAAGCUUCAUACGGAAUUUUUGCGUUUCACGCAUCAAGAGAGUAGCGAAACUUUGACAUCCAACUCAAAGCGUGAUUUCUCUUUGUCAACGAGCAAAGCUCCUGAUCAGCUUCAGAGUUUCUAUUACAGGAGCUGACCAAACGCUCGGCCUCUGCCCAAACGACAAGUCAAUCGAUAUUGUUGAGCUGUGGUUUUGGCUGUAUCUCUCAUGGAAAACUUCUUUGAACACUCGAGGUAUCGUGCUGCCAAGAACAAAGAUUGAUGGAAGAUGUCGAUGGCUUUUUUCCUAUUAGGGGUCUCUGAUGAACAAGCACGUAGUUGUGUGACUGGAGCGUCAUCGUCUCUGUGCGUUUGUGACAAUCGUCGCUCGUAACUAGACGCUGCUAACAGCUACGCGGCUACAAAGUACACGUUUCGAGGCCUGGCGCAAACACUGAGCUACGACAUCCGGGUGAGCUUGAACUGUCCUAGAUUCGCCGACACGGCACUGCUACACGAUGUCCGUGUGCCACUACCAUCACAGAGACAGGAGUCCGGCCAGGGCGGUGGAGGCGAUCAAAACUUGGUUCUAGUGCUGGAGGCUGCUUGGGCGAUCGUCAAACUCCAAGUGAUCAUCACGGUUCUCAAGUUUUAUAUUCUUCGGACAAUGAUUUUCUCGAUCCAUCCAUGCUUAGGUGGCCAAGCAAAGUGAUCCUCGUGGAUAAGGAUGCUUUGGACGCUUGCAACUUAAAUGUUCCUUGUUCUUUGAGCAGGAAUAGAUCCAAAAGUUCUUGACAGAUCACCGUCUUACCGGCAUCUCCUGACAAGUGUCUUUGUGAACGUGGCACGGCAGCACUGAUCUAAAUCCUUGGGACUAAACUGUAGCGAAGAACUCUCUGUUUUAUCGUAGGUGAUCGCCAAAAUGGGUGGCAAAUCCAGCAAAAGCAAGCAAGAUGCGGCCGAGAACGCGAAUUCGCCACCGCCAGGCGACGAAGAUCCCUCCAUCCACAUGGAUCCCAACAGCAAACUCAGAGUAAGAUCACCGGAUAGACCCAUUCCAAAGUAUGAUCAAGAACCACCGCAGCAAACCGAGGGGGCCUCGGAUGAUUUCCCAGUGGACGCCGAGGAGGAGCGCGAGCUCGUCGCUGGCGAGGAGAGAUUGGUGAAGAUUAGUCACUCCCUGGUGCAUCUCAUCGACAAGGAGCAGAGUGUGCUGUUGGCUUCCGGUACGUUUUCUCUCGUCCGGCUCACGCAAAAUGGGAACGAGGUGGCCGUGUUUGCGCGAGUCGGCAAGAAGUUGCAAUGGCCGGUUCUCAAGGACGAGGUCGUCACCAAGCUUGAUGCUGGGCACUACUUCUUCUCGCUCAGAGUUGAUCCAGACGAUCACACCGAUCGCGACGAUAGCCAUAGCGAAAGAGAAAAUCCUUCCAAGAAGGUGAGCGUCGAAAACUUGAGCUAUGGCGUGACAUUCAAGGUGAAAGGCAACGAGGAGAAGCUAUCCAAGCUCGAUGAGUUGCUCAAGAAGUAUACUUUCUUCUCCAAUCCCAAGAUGAUGCAAGGCGACGAAGGGGAGAUCCGGGAGAAGCUCGAGACGGAGGGGAUGAUCAAGCCGGACGAGAUCCAAGGCCAGGUUUUGGUUCCUCCUCCCAGCCUCGCGCAGGACAUGAACAAGAGGCCAUCCGAGACGAAGUCGAGAUUGUACUGGACCGCCAUAGCUCCAAACGUGGAGGAUUACAACAGCAGCAUUGCGAGAGGAGUGGCAACCGGCACUGGUCACGUAAUUCGAUCCCUGUUUUGGUGCAGUAACUCCACGGCGGCCCAACUUGAGAAAGGUGGCGAGUAUGUCAAGAAGCACACCAAAGCAGCUAAGAAGCCCGUGCAACUCAGUCCCACGACGAUGCGAAACAUCAAAAGAGUGCGAAGAGUUACACAAAUGUCCGAGAGAGUUGCAAGAGGGAUCUUGACAGGAAUUGUGACUGCAACUGGAUAUUUCACCAGCGCCGCGGUGACUUCGAAAGUUGGGAAGAAAGUCUUCAAGAUGAUGCCCGGUGAAGUCGCUCUUGCAUCUCUGGAUGCAUUCAGCAAGGUGUUUGAUGCAGUGGAAAUGGCCACCCAAAACAUUCUAUCUACUGGCACACUGAUCACAACCGGAGUGGUGGCUCAUAAAUUUGGAGAGCAAGCCGGGGAAUUUACUCACGAAGGGCUAUCUUCGAUUGGGCAUGUGUUGUCGACUGCUUGGGUUGUUUCAAAGAUCAGAAAGGCCAUCAACCCAAAAGAGACAAAGCCUUCAACCAGAAGCAUGGUAAAAAAUGCGGCUGCAAAUGCCAUAAUGAGGAAAAAAUAGGCCAUUUAUCUCAUAACAUCAUUGAAAUAAAUCUUGUAUUAUUUUGUA
Molecule: messenger RNA, 2720 nt
Organism: Selaginella moellendorffii
Lineage: Eukaryota; Viridiplantae; Streptophyta; Lycopodiopsida; Selaginellales; Selaginellaceae
Product: protein EARLY-RESPONSIVE TO DEHYDRATION 7, chloroplastic
Exons: 13
Coding region: 1251-2672 (473 amino acids)
Cellular component (GO): plasma membrane
Source: RefSeq, a predicted model, not a curated record